GAAAUAAACAGAGUAAAAGUCAAAUAAAAUGAAGUUCGGCAAGACGCUUGAGACUCUUAUGGUAGCGGAAUGGCGGUAUCAGUAUAUGAACUACAAUGAGCUUAAGACCUUGAUAAGAAAUGCAGUGGACAAAGCUCCGGAUUCUAGCGUGGUGAAUAAUGAUGUGAUUGUCGCUUACUUCAAGGAUUUCGAGGAGCUCUUUUUCAACACCUGCGACGAGGAGCUGACCAAAGUAAACGACUUCUUUGCCCACAAACAGGCGGAGGCACAUCGCAAGUUGGCCAGCCUGAAUUACCAGCUAACACUAAUGGUCCACGAUCAACAGGAUCCCCGAGAAUCGCAAUCGACUUCCAGGGGAUCGGCCACAUCAAGGAGCCGCCAACUGGAGGACAACCGUCAGAAGCCGCCCAUCAAUAAACUCCGGCUGGCCAUGAGCGAGUUUUAUCUAAGCCUAAUUAUGCUGCAGAAUUUCCAAACGCUAAACAUGACGGCCUUUCGCAAGAUUUGCAAAAAGUACGAUAAGAAUUUAAAGUCCGAUGCUGGAUUGAUCUGGUACGAGCGUUUUGUUGUUCGGGCGACCUUUUCCACAGGCUCGCGUCUCGAUCGAAUGAUUGUGACCGUGGAGGAUCUAUACACGGAGUACCUGGCCAAUGGAGAUCGGUCCAAAGCGAUGGCCAAGUUGAGGGUGCCGCCUUUGGGCCAUUCCACUUCACCGAUUCACGUUUUCUGCGCAGGACUUCUUCUGGGACUUUUCUUGGUGGGAGCCAUCAUUUGUUUCAUUUUGUAUUUUUGCCUGGAUCUAAGCGAUGAGUUCCGGUUCACGUUUGCCAGUCUUUUUAGAGGACCCAUUUCAGGUGUGGUCUUUGGUUUUUGUCUGGUUUUGAAUGUGAAAAUCUUCGAGAAAAUGGGCAUCGACCAUGUUUUGAUUUUCGAGGUGGAGCGAAGAAAUGCAGUGAGUGCCAUGCGUGGUUUGGAAAUAGUUGGUUUCUUUGGAUACCUUUGCACUCUGAGCAUUUUGCUGUACUUGCUCCACAAAGAGUUUUAUAUAAGUGAUCCGUAUUAUAUACCACUUGUCCAGUUCCUAACUGCGGUCGUAUUCUUUUUCAAUCCCAUACAAACCUUUUUCUACUCGGCCAGGAUUUGGCUGAUGACCACAGUGGGUCGCAUUUUUUUAGCUCCCUUUUUCUUUGUGAAUUUCGUGGACUUUUGGGUUGCGGAUCAGUUUACCUCGCUGGUAAUCUGUUUUGUGGAUCACUAUUACCUUUUGAGGUUCUAUGUGAGAUAUAUUCUGGAUCGAAGCGAUGCCUUUGACUUUGAACCCGACUACGCAGUGGCCAUCAUUCGAUGCAUUCCCGCUUGGAUUCGAUUCUGCCAGAGUCUUCGGCGAUUUAGGGACAGCGGCUCCAAGUCCACUGAUUAUCUGAUCAAUGCAUUUAAGUACUUCCUGACCCCGAUGGAGGUUUUAUUUUCAACAGUCCAAAUGGAGACUAUGGACAAGUACAGUAAUAUUUUCGAAAACCCCUGGACUUGGGCCUAUAUAAUGAUAUGCAUUUAUUCGUCAAUAUACUCUCUACUUUGGGAUUUCCUGAUGGACUUUGGUUUAUUUAAAGUGUGGAAGGGUGAGAACAUAUUUCUGCGCGAUAAUCUAGUCUAUCCCAAGGGGUUUUACUACUUGGUGAUUGUGGAAAAUACACUGUUGCGAUUUGCUUGGACUUUGGAGAUCGUUUUGGUUUAUCAGGAAUUGUUGGCUCCCUACAAUGGCAAAUCGAUUGUUUGUUUCAGUGAGAUAGUUCGACGAUUCUUUUGGAACUUUUUGCGACUGGAAAAUGAGCAUCUGUAUAAUUGCGGACAAUUCAGAGCCACACGGGACAUAUUCGUAACCAGAUUAGAUCCGCAAGAGGAAAGGUUUUUGGAGGACAUGAUGGAUGAAACAGAACACAUGGGAAAUGAAAACCUGAAUAAAAAGUAUUUUUAA
Drosophila rhopaloa is the source of this 1975-nucleotide messenger RNA. RefSeq names its product xenotropic and polytropic retrovirus receptor 1. Gene Ontology annotation, biological process: phosphate ion transport; cellular response to phosphate starvation. Gene Ontology annotation, cellular component: cytoplasm; Golgi apparatus; plasma membrane. The record is from RefSeq and is a predicted model, not a curated record. Lineage: Eukaryota; Metazoa; Arthropoda; Insecta; Diptera; Drosophilidae. Gene Ontology annotation, molecular function: inositol hexakisphosphate binding. The coding region runs from base 29 to 1975 and encodes 648 amino acids. The transcript has 6 exons.